UGCUUGCUAAUUAGAGAGAGAGGGACAGUUAGAGACAAACCUAAGAGUCUUUAGUAACAGAGAGACAGCACCACACUACAUUAGACAGAGACUGCCUGACAUUACACAGAGAGGGUACAAAGAAACUGACAGAGACAGUCUCUGCACAAUGAGAGAAUCUCACAGACUGCCUCCACUACACAGAGAGUGACCUGCUAAUAUACAACCACCAGCCUGAGAGACUGCAGGGAGAAGAGACAUCCCUCACCCCAUUCCUAUAAAAGUCGGUGGCUGACCGUGCCUUCAGAAAAAGCCAAUAGGAGUUGUCAGGAGGAAAAGUGACGCAACGUUUGGCAGAGGUAUUGGAAGAAUGGCAGCGCUAGGCGGUUACUGUGAACACAAUGGCAGCGUGUCGCGGGCUUGGCUGGACAAUGGACUGUCCCCUUGUUUUUACUUCACCUUGGUCCCAUCCGUUCUCCUCAGCUUCUCUUUUCUUCUGGGAAGCCUGCAGUCCGUCUUUUACGCCAAGCAUAGCAGGACAAUGGAGCCCAAGUACAUGCCCAAGUCCCGGCUUUACCGCCUGCAGCUGGCGCUAUCCGUUGUGCUGAUAGCCCAGGCUCUGGGGGGUCUGAUCUGGCAGGCUGCGGGCACUAAGGUCUUGUAUGGGUACAUGAUCGUAUAUGGCUGCCUGUCCGUAGGGGCUUGGGGCUUCAGCAUCUGGCUGCUUCAUUUGGAGCGGACGAGGGCCCUCGAGCGAGAGCGGAGUAAGGGCCACGGAGUGGUGCUCCUUCUCUUCUGGGCACUGGCCUUUGCUGCAGAGAACUUGGCAUUCAUAUCAUGGAUGAGCCCUCAUUGGUGGUGGACAUCGAUGGAGAACGUGUCACAAAAGGUGCAGUUUGGUUUGUGGACUCUGCGAUACGUCUGCACUCUGUUCCUAUUCAUGUUAGGAUUCGUAGCGCCUGGGCGACCACACAAGCCAUACGUUCUCCUUAUUAAUGAAGAUGAAAGAGAUAUCGAGAACACACAGCCACUGCUCAGAAACCCAAAUGAAUCCACAUGGCAGGGUUUCUGGAAGAAGGUCCGUCUUCUCGUACCGUACAUGUGGCCUCGAGGGAACGUAUUUCUGCAGCUCCUGGUUCUCCUCUGCAUGGGACUGAUGGGGCUGGAGCGGGCCAUCAACGUCUUUGUUCCCAUCUACUACAAGACUAUAGUGGACCAGCUGACGGAGGGCUCUCCGUGGCACACCCUGGCGCUCACCGUCUGCAUAUACGUUCUGCUCAAGUUACUUCAGGGCGGAGGAGCAGGUGCGACUGGCUUUGUUAGUAACCUGCGCAGCUUCCUGUGGAUCCGCGUGCAGCAGUUCACAAACCGGGAGGUGCAGAUCCGCCUGUUCGCCCACCUGCACGCCCUUUCUCUGCGCUGGCAUCUUGGCCGAAAAACGGGUGAAGUGUUACGCAGCAUAGACCGAGGCACCAGCAGCAUCAAUAGUCUCCUGAGUUACAUUGUGUUCAGCAUCCUUCCCACCAUCGCGGACAUUAUCAUCGGCAUCAUCUAUUUCACCUCUUCCUUCAACGCCUGGUUUGGACUGAUCAUUUUCGUCUGCAUGGCCUUGUACAUAACCUUGACCAUCAUCAUCACAGAAUGGAGGACUAAAUACCGCCGGGAUAUGAACACCAGCGACAACGAGGCCAAAUCUCGGGCUGUGGAUUCGUUGCUGAACUUUGAAACGGUGAAGUACUACAAUGCCGAGUCUUAUGAGGUGAACAGGUUCAAUGAUUCCAUAGUGAAGUACCAGGUCUCGGAGUGGAAGGUUAACGCAACGCUCGCCUUCUUAAAUCAGACGCAGAACCUGAUCAUCGGGUUCGGGCUGCUGGCCGGGUCCCUUCUCUGCGCCUACUUCGUCACCGAGAACAAGUUCAAAGUUGGCGACUUUGUGUUGUUUGGCACUUACAUUAUCCAGCUGUAUACGCCUCUGAACUGGUUUGGCACGUACUACAGGAUGAUUCAGAAUUCCUUCAUUGACAUGGAGAACAUGUUUGAGCUGUUCAGCGAAGAACAAGAGGUGAAGGAUUUGGUGAACGCCCCAGGGCUGAGGUUCCGCUUGGGAAAAAUUGAGUUUGAGAACAUUCAUUUCAGCUACGCGGACGGGAGGGAGAUUCUGCGUGACGUCUCUUUUACCGUGAUGCCGGGGCAGACAGUCGCACUGGUGGGACCAUCUGGAUCCGGAAAAAGUACUAUCAUACGGCUGCUCUUCCGCUUCUAUGAUGUCAAAGGUGGCAGCAUCAGGAUAGAUGGGCAAGAUAUCUCCACAGUCUUGCAGGCGUCUCUGCGCUCCCAUAUUGGGGUGGUACCCCAGGACACUGUACUCUUCAAUGACACCAUCCGUAACAAUAUCCGCUAUGGCCGAGUCACUGCCACAGACGAGGAGGUGGAGCAGGCGGCCAUUGCAGCUGAUAUCCACGAGCGGAUCCUUACUUUCCGUGAUGGUUACGACACUCAAGUUGGAGAACGAGGCCUAAAACUGAGCGGUGGAGAGAAGCAGCGAGUCGCCAUUGCCCGAACCCUUCUAAAGGGGCCACAGAUUGUCAUGCUGGACGAGGCCACCUCUGCCCUGGACACAGAAACUGAGCGCAACAUCCAAGCAUCGCUGGCCAAAGUCUGCGCCAACCGCACCACGCUUGUGGUUGCCCAUAGACUGUCCACGAUCAUCAGCGCCGACCAGAUCCUGGUUCUGAAGGAAGGGCAGAUCGCAGAAAGAGGGAGGCAUGAUGAGCUGCUCGCCAAGGGCGGCAUCUACGCGGGAAUGUGGCAGAAACAACAAAGCGCCAACGAGUCGUCCUCUGACUCCGAGUCUGAAAGAAAAGAUCGGGCGUCCGAGAAACUACAGCAGCCAAAACCAGCGCUGAGGAAACCUCAUCACUGACGUCCAAGCCAAGAACCGCGGCGACAGAAUUAGAGUUCUGGGCGGAUUCAGUCCGGCCGUGACCGUAUUAUGGGAAAUCAGUGCCGCACAUAAAUGACUGAACCUAAAGACUAUUUGAAUCUAAUCUAUUGUCCUCUGUUAUCAGCCACCUCAGGCUAAUGAUCAUAGACUGACGGAAAGCCCAGAUCUUCACAUACCUGAAGUCCUCCAGACACAUCUACAGCCACACAUCAGCUGCCCGUCUUACAGUGCUCCACUCUAUUAUGCUGCCCCACCUCUAGGGGGCCCUCCAGGGGUCCAGGAGAUCUGGGCUGCUGUAUGUGGGGCCCUUGCUACUGAAUUUCUUUCAUGGAUUGGUGACUACCUGCCUUCCUCCAGAUCUGGUCUGUAGGCACCAUGACCACUCAAGCAGAUCUCCGCACCCUACAUCUUCCGGGACCCUUGUAAGGAUGCAUUGGAGGAGGAAGCAGGACUUAAAGGACUUUUCCUGUCAUGUAAAGUUAGGAUAUGGUAUUGCUUUAUAAUCGGUGGGGAUCCGACCUUUGGAAUCUCCACUGAUCCUGAGAAUGAGGGGUCCAUGUUGUUGCACCCCAGCCACGCAGUCAGGGAACUGCAGUCAGCUCUGCCCAGGGGGCGCCGCUGUGCAACGAAUAACAGCGCUACGCCAAUGCUAGGGCCCCUUCAUUCUCACGAUCGGUGGGGGCCCAAGAGGUCAGACCUCGACCAUCAUGUAGCAAUAUGCCUUCAUUUUACAUGAUUGGAAUACCCCUGUCCAUUUUUCCCUAUUAGAACAUAUUGACCUCACAAAGGGGAGUCCGUUACUCUGGACCUCUCUCUGAGCCCGUCUGUCCCCGUCCGGCCCGGUCUGAACCCUCCUUGUAUUCAUCUGAAUAGCCGCCAUAUAAUGCUACGUUUCCCAUGGCCAAAUCAGCUGCUUGUUGUGGGUGCCGGGAUUGGAGUGCUCUGAUCAGACAACCCCCUUUAAAGGGUUCAUGCACACAGCUGCAUGUGUAAGACGGAACGUGGCUCUGAAGGACGAAGCUGUGAGCCGCUGUAUAGUACCGCAACGUGGUAUCCUACGAUCCCAACAAGUAAUAGCACAAUGGAGCGAUCAGAGGCAUCUGGGCGUACAGUAGGGGCCCGUAGACCUGUAUGGGCACUGUGUGACGUCUCUGUGCCACGAGAACUUGUACGGGGCCACAUGCACAAGACUUAACUGCACUAAAACCUGAUGGUGGAGAAUGUCCGUGUUCCGCCGUGGAUUUUCCGUGCUGCGCAAAUAUGUCCCGUGUGCAUUGACCCUUUGGUGCAACCCAAACAGAUUACAGAUGCAAUAGAGGUAAAAGUUGUAAAUGUGAUGCCGCUGUUGUGACAGGACAGCUGUCAGCCAUCACCCUGCUCAGAUCUGCCAGGUCAUUUGAAAAAGAAUAUAGGAUGAGCGGCAAUCGGACUGACAUGAUGCCGCUUAUCACAGUAAAAAUAAAAUCCAGCACAUCCCAUGUCUAGAUACCAGGCGUCAGGGGACUUCUCUAUGACCGCCUUCUACUUUUGAUGCCUCGUACACACCUGUGCCGUGUGUGUGUACAUCCGGAAAGCCCUACCGGACCUCAGGGUUAGAAUACCUCAUCGCCCCUCCUCCGCUUUUAAAUUCAUGUUUUGUAUGAUUUCACGGGUCUUUUGAUUACUCGGCGGAGGAAGGGAAAUGAAUAUUUAUUCUACAGCGACGAAUGAGCGGAAUCAUAGAUUGUAUUAUACAGAAUAAAAACCAGAAAUUC
Messenger RNA from Bufo bufo (common toad), 4677 nucleotides. It is a transcript of the gene ABCB6, whose product is annotated as ATP binding cassette subfamily B member 6 (Langereis blood group). Gene Ontology annotation, biological process: heme transport; transmembrane transport. Gene Ontology annotation, cellular component: membrane. The record is from RefSeq and is a predicted model, not a curated record. Bases 350 to 2902 code for a protein of 850 amino acids. Gene Ontology annotation, molecular function: ATP hydrolysis activity; ATP binding; heme binding. NCBI's taxonomy places the organism in Eukaryota, Metazoa, Chordata, Amphibia, Anura, Bufonidae. The transcript is spliced from 21 exons.